AUGGCGAGUACUGGUACUAUGCAGGCAGUUGUUUUCAAGGAGCCGUUCAAGGUGGCGGUUGAGCAGCGUCCUAUCCCCACUGUGCAGGAUCCUGAGGAUAUCGUUGUCAAGGUGGGAUACACGGCACUUUGUGGAAGUGACUUGCACGUCUAUCGUGGUAUUGAGCCUAGUCCCGCCGGACCUAUUAUGGGCCAUGAGUUCAUGGGUGAAAUUGUUGAGGUUGGUUCUGCUGUGACGACUCUGCAGAAGGGCGACCGUGUGGUCAGCGCCUUUACUACUUCCUGUGGCAAGUGCUUCUACUGCAAGCAAGGGUUCUCGUCACGCUGCGAGAAGAACACUCUCUUCGGAUGCGAGCGUCUGGACGGUGGCCAGGCUCAAUAUGUCCGUGUCCCCAAUGCCGAGGGCACCGUUAUGAAAGCCCCCGAGGGCGUUGAGGACAAGUACCUCGUCCUAAUGGGUGAUAUCUUCCCUACAGGAUACUUUGCUGCCUACAAUGCUUUCAAGAACUCCACCCCAGAGCAAAUCGCUGAGCAGACCGUCGUCCUGAUCGGUUGUGGCCCCGUCGGUCUCUGUGCGCUGAUCAAUGCGCUGGAGUACAAGCCCAAGCAUCUUCUGGCUGUCGACUCUGUUCCCUCGAGACUGGAGCUGGCCAAGUCUCUUGGUGCCGAGCCAUGGAACUUUAUGACUGACCGUGCUGGUCUGGACAAGCGUGUUCUGGAGCUGACUGAGGGCCGGGGCGCUGAUGCCGUGAUUGAGGUUGUGGGAUUGAGUCCUGCGCUGCGCACAGGCUAUGAGUUGCUGCGGCCGUGGGGAACUAUUAGCAGUGUUGGAGUGCACAAUGCUGAGAUCCCUUGGGAUGGCAACGAUGCCUACAACAAGAACCUCACCGUCCAGAUGGGCCGUUGCCCUGUCCGGUCGGUUUCUGACAAGGCCCUGGAGGUCCUGAAGAAGAACCAGCACAAGCUUGGAUUCAUGACCGAGAAGAUUAUGCCUCUCUCCCAGGCGGUCGAGGCUUAUGAAUUGUUCAAUGCCAUGAAGGUGCAAAAGGUAGUAUUUGUGGCGGAUCAGUAG
Messenger RNA from Penicillium cataractarum, 1071 nucleotides. RefSeq names its product alcohol dehydrogenase family protein. The record is from RefSeq and is a predicted model, not a curated record. Gene Ontology annotation, molecular function: zinc ion binding; oxidoreductase activity. The transcript is spliced from 6 exons. The coding region runs from base 1 to 1071 and encodes 356 amino acids. NCBI's taxonomy places the organism in Eukaryota, Fungi, Ascomycota, Eurotiomycetes, Eurotiales, Aspergillaceae.